This is a messenger RNA of Plutella xylostella (diamondback moth), 461 nucleotides long. RefSeq lists its product as uncharacterized. Gene Ontology annotation, molecular function: protein binding. NCBI's taxonomy places the organism in Eukaryota, Metazoa, Arthropoda, Insecta, Lepidoptera, Plutellidae. The record is from RefSeq and is a predicted model, not a curated record.
GUGUUGACCCCCCCUCUGCCGCGGUUAUAUAAAGACCUGAUCUCCCACCUCAGGCUUUAGUUUACAUAAACAUUUCGCGACCGAAAGUUCGCCAGUUUGUGCCCGACCGAGAUAAACAAACAACAUAAUGAAAGCUGCUACCUUCGCCAUUUUUGCGCUAGUCUGCAUAACCCUGGCGUCCUGCCGCCCCGACAAGCCAGACCUGAAGAAGCUCAAGGAAGAAGCCACUCGCAAGAAGGCGUGCAUGAACGACUGCACCAGCGAGAAGUUCGAGCCGAUCUGCGCGGGCAAGCCCGGCGAGAAGCCCAAGUCCUUCGGCAGUGUGUGUGUGCUGAACAACUAUAAUUGCGAGAAUAAGGAGACCCUGAAGAAGACGAGCAAUGGAGAGUGUCCCGGCUCCGACGGCAUCCGACUGUCUUAAGUUAAGCAAUAACACAGAUAAAGAAAUAUUUUGAGAUUAA